Molecule: messenger RNA, 582 nt
Organism: Triticum turgidum subsp. durum (durum wheat)
Lineage: Eukaryota; Viridiplantae; Streptophyta; Magnoliopsida; Poales; Poaceae
Source: the annotation of a GenBank genome assembly
AUGCUUCCCAGAUCCCAAAUGGCCAUACAACUCACGCUUCUACUCAUUUCGUGUAGCCUUUACAGUAUGUAUUCCUCUUCUUCUUUCUCCACGUCCUCCUCUCUUGCAUUGCUGGUGCUGGUUAUCUCCACCUGCCUCUCCUUGCUCUUCUCAAACCUCAGACAACUGGUGAGAACCAGCAGCCACAAAGCUUCCAUGGAGGUGGUUGCUCAUCAGGAGAAGAGCACUGUGCCACAAGAUGAGGUGUCCGAGGAUGCGCUGGAGGAUUCGGCUGGAAGCCUGUCGGGGUCUUCAGAUUGCCAGGUCAGCGAAGAGGGGACUGAUGAAGUCUCGGUGUCUGAUGACGACGACGAUGAGAGUCUUAUUGAGAUCUCCCUUGUUGAUGGGUACUAUGUGGGGCAAGAGGAGCAAUGUCUCUGGAAGAAGGAGCAAGACCUCCUCGCCGACUUCCUGCCGGAGUUCGCUCUUGACAGGAGGGACUUCAUAGACAUCUUGUCGGAGAUCAGUGAGGAGGAAAACAUGAUUGAGAUUGACAUUGCAAGGGGCUCCAUCAAGUGCGCAAACUUCAGCAUCAAAGCAUGA